Solanum stenotomum is the source of this 793-nucleotide messenger RNA. Its product is annotated as pathogenesis-related protein PR-1-like. Bases 153 to 752 code for a protein of 199 amino acids. The record is from RefSeq and is a predicted model, not a curated record. NCBI's taxonomy places the organism in Eukaryota, Viridiplantae, Streptophyta, Magnoliopsida, Solanales, Solanaceae. Gene Ontology annotation, cellular component: extracellular region. The transcript has a single exon.
GGAUCGAGAAAAUACCAUUCACUCCAAAAAUGUGGUGCAGAUCCAAAUAUUCCUGAACUCUUAUAUAAUAAAAGACAUUAGCCACAUUAUUCACUACUUCAAUUCCCAAAGAAAUUAAACAAUCAAUCUAUCUCUCCAUAACCAAAAAAAAUAUGAAGUCUCUAUUAAUCUUCAUUUUUCUUCUAUUUUUCCUUUCAUCAAUCACCUCAAUCCACACCCUCCAAAUCCCCUCAAAAUCAUUAUCACCACUUGAUCAAACAAGUCUAAAAAACCUUAAUAAUGAAACAAUCUACAAAAUCUCAAAACAAUUAUGUUGGAAUUGCUUAGGAGAAGCAAUUCAAUUCUUAUUUCAUCACAAUUUAGUGAGAGCAACAAAAAUGGAAUUACCCUUAACAUGGGAUUCAAAUCUUGAAAAUUAUGCAAAAUGGUGGGCAAGUUCAAGAAGAGAAGAUUGUAGACUUAUGCAUUCAUUUGAAGAAGGUUAUUUUAAAUUAGGUGAAAAUAUUUAUUGGGGUAGUGGAAAUACUUGGACUCCAACAGAUGCUGUUAAUGCUUGGGCUGAUGAGAAAAAAUAUUAUGAUUAUGCAUCAAAUUCUUGUGUUGAAGGGCAAUUAUGUGGGCAUUAUACACAAAUUGUGUGGAAGAGUACUAGGAAAGUUGGAUGUGCUAGAGUUAUUUGUGAUAGUGGUGAUGUUUUCAUGACUUGUAAUUAUUUUCCUCCUGGAAAUUAUAUUGGUGAAAAGCCUUAUUGAUGUUGGAAUAAUGAUGUUUUGUGGUUAUAUAUAUUAUUAUU